GUAUCUGGCUAUCUGUGGUUUUUUCGGUUUGUAAUUGUUUUUUUUCCUGAUUUUUUAUUGUGGUACUAUUAAUUUUUUUUUUUUUGUUUUUUUUGGGAGGAAUGGUACUUAUUAUGGUUUUCAGAAUUGAGGUUUUUUUUUAUUAUUUUUUGUCAAGUUGUGUCUGUUAGAUUUAGAUGAGUGAGUAAGGUGAGAUUUCUGUUUUUGAUGUGGAAAUAAGGUUGUUGAGAAAAAACAAGGAUUCAGAGUGAUGUUGUUGUGUGAUGUUGCUAAGCAUCUAUAGUUGCUGUGUACUAAUGUUGUUGAGCAUCUAUAGUGUUGUGUGAUGGCUUCCUGUGUGUUGAGCAUCUAUAGAGUUGUACAUGAUAAUCAUGUAGUCCAAUAUGAUUUAUUGUAACAUGAGUUAAUUACAAGCAUUUUAAGAAAACGUUUUAAGAUUUAUUGUAGUCCAAUAAGAUAAUCAUGUAGUACAAUAUGAUUUAUCUAGUUGCUUCUACUCAGGUUAAUUUGUCAAUGUUGGUUUAACAGAAUUGAGUAAUAUUCGUCAGCUGGAAUUUGGUUUAACAGUAACUUGUGUGGCUGUGUACAUCAUCUAUUGGACUCAUUUUCAAUAAUACUUGCCUAAGGUACUGCAAGGCUCACAGAGUGAUUAUAUGGUGUAGGUGUACCAAUAGUUUUUUUUAUUUUACUUGCUUGUCUGAGAUUUUAUGAUUGUGUAUUUGUGUGACGUGGAAAAGUUUUUGUCCUGUUUGUUUCUAAUAGACAUAUGUCCUAGAUGUUCACCCUUUCAACCCUCAUAUAGCUAUGACUCAUUCUUGUUAUUUGUGUAUACAUGAUUGAACUUAUUUGUUUUUUUUUUUCAUUUGUAGGAGUGUAUGGAAUCUGGAAGUAGUGGGGAUAUGGAAGACUCAUCGGCUACAAGUCCAGAUCCUCCAAUUCCAAGUCCUCCUCCCGAGCCUUGGGAGUAUGACCCUUGUCCAAUGACGGAAAAUAAUGACCCCUUUGACCAGCAAAAUCAAUCAAACCAACCUUCUGAACCUGCUGAUGCUGCUGCCCCCUUAAGUGAAACUUCAAAAAAAUCUAGAAAAAGGCGCUCUCCUCAUUGGGAGCAUUUUAUAAAGAAGGAUGGAGAAAACAAGGCUGAAUGUAUCUAUUGUCAUACAUUCAUUGGUUGUGCAUCACUUCAAGGUACCUCCGGCAUGAAGAACCACAUAAAGCGGUGUAAGGAAUACCCCCCAAACAUUGAUCAAAAUCAGCAACUAUUGUCCCUUAGUCAACAAACUCUUGAUGGGAAUCUCGUGGAUAAAAAAAAAGGUAGACUUGAGCUGUGGAAAUUCAAUCAAGAAGAUAGUAGGAGAGCUCUGGCAAAGAUGGUGAUCAUGGAUGAAAUGUCUUUUAGAAUGGUGGAGCAUGAAGGUUUUCGCAACUUUAUGAAGAGGAAGUAGAAGAUAUGGAUUCUGAUGUAGAUGUUGCGGAAUUAGAGUUUGAAAGGCAGGUGGGUUCAUGUGUUGGAGUACAAGGGAAAAAUGAGUUGGCCAAGUAUUUAGAAGAUGAUGGAGAAGUUAAUCCCGCCGGAAAAAGCUUUGAUUGUUUGGGGUGGUGGAAAAAAUAUGGUAAAAGGUAUCCAACAAUAGCUCUCAUGGCUAGAGAUGUACUUGCCAUUCCCGUAUCAACAGUCGCUUCCGAAUCAGCUUUUAGCACCGGUGGUCGAGUGCUUGAUUCAUUUCGCAGCUCACUCUCAACUAAGAUGGUUGAAGCCUUGAUUUGUGCACAAGAUUGGUUACGUACAUCUCAAGGUCCUCUUAUACUUGAGGAGAGACUUGAAGAUAUGGAAAAAAUUGAAUCAGGUAACAUUCAAAUAUUUUCUCU
This is a messenger RNA of Chenopodium quinoa (quinoa), 1869 nucleotides long. RefSeq names its product zinc finger BED domain-containing protein DAYSLEEPER-like. Lineage: Eukaryota; Viridiplantae; Streptophyta; Magnoliopsida; Caryophyllales; Amaranthaceae. Gene Ontology annotation, molecular function: DNA binding. The record is from RefSeq and is a predicted model, not a curated record. The transcript has 2 exons. The coding region runs from base 876 to 1445 and encodes 189 amino acids.